AAAGCGGCAUUGAGGAAGAUCCACGUUUCCCAUGAUGCAGUGCGGUAAAGACCCGGCGGGGACAUUCAAAACUAUGGCAGAAGUUUCGAAUAUAUUUAAACCAAUACCAAACUCAGAAGACACGGACAAUGCGUCCACUACUAACAUAGGAGAAAAAGAAAUAAAGAGGUGCCUCUCGUUUUCGUCAGAAAAAGAUUUUAGUUCAUCGGAGGAACCGAAUAUGACACGUAAAGACUCAACGUUACAGAGUGUUCCCGACAGCUCCAGUUCAUGCCGACUCUCUGCGGAAAUCGCCGAACAGCUCUCACCACCGGCUGUACACACACGUUUAAAGGCGAAAAAUGCAAUUGAAUUGUGUGAUGUCUCCUCUGAAUAUCCACUAAAUUCAAAACAGCAGAGUGCAAACGAUACCGAGGACAAGGAAAACAACGCUGCGCCCUUUACAACCACUACUCAAGAUAAUACCCAAGAAGAAGACACUUCUGGUCAGAGAAGUUUGCAAGAUUCCAAUGUGACUGCCAGUAAACAUCAUGACACAGAGGACAGUGAUGAGGUGAUAAGAAGAGCACAAGAGGAAGGCUGUGUGAAUGUUGUCUUCCCAGGCACUGUAACUCAGGAAGGCUGCUGCCGCUUUGUCAGUGAGAUCCUCAAGUGCAUUCUUUAUCAGCGACAGCAGCUACCCAUGACAUAUGACCAGCUGGUGUAUUCCCAGAAGAAACAGCAGGCCUCAUUGCAGGAUAAAGAUACAGUGAGUCGGAGGCCGGUGCAGUCUGUAGAUAUGGACUGGCGGAAAUGUCAACAAACCCUUCAGGAGCUAGAGGAGGUUCUGCAGCAGCUGGAGGUGCUGUUUUCCCUUAGCAGGGUGCCCCGUGUGCUGCUCCUAAUGGGUGGCUCCAUCGUCCUGCCCAAAGAGCUGUAUGAGAUCAACAUGGAGGCUCUAGUAUUGGCUGGUGGAGAUCAAAGUCUACGGGUAUCCUCAUGCUUAAGGCAACUCUUCCGCACUCUUUUUGUGGCUGACCUUUUGUCUGACACCAGACCUGUUCGUUUAAUGCCCACCACAGUCUUAGUACUGGCUCACAGGGAUUGUGGCGUAGGGUGGUUCCGCCCUAAACUACAAUUUAAAGUGCCAACUCGUGUGAAGAACCAAAUUAUUGCUUUGUCUUCUGAUCCCAGCGCCUGUAAGGAACCCAGGGCUGACAGGUCAGACUGGCAGGAUUAUGUGUGGUUUCAGGCACCCAUGACUAUUAAGGGCUUCAGCAACUGACCCAAAAAGUUAAAUGCAUAGUCAGAGAGUGGAGAUCUCCCUUUGUAAACUACAAUAACAAUUUAAUGGUGAAUCAAGUGAAUUUGGGAUUGAGCUGUAUAUAUUUUAAAGAAUUAUGUUAAUUUUUUUAAAAACUUAAUUAAAAAUGCGUUGAUGCAAACAACAGUGGUUCCAUUGACACAAACAGUAUGGUGUAUUAUCCUUUUUUAUUGUGCUCUGAAAUAUUGAGAAAAUGUGUUUGGUGCAAUAUAUUUUUAACAAGAAUAACUUGAGAGGUUUGAUACAUUAUAUUGCUUUUUUUUAAAAUCCAAUAUGUGGAUGCUUUGGAUUGCCAGUUUCAUCUGUGUAUAUGUUUACAUUUAUUAAAACUUUAAUAUGAUUUCA
Lates calcarifer (barramundi perch) is the source of this 1648-nucleotide messenger RNA. RefSeq names its product MAD2L1 binding protein (gene mad2l1bp). The record is from RefSeq and is a predicted model, not a curated record. Bases 32 to 1264 code for a protein of 410 amino acids. Gene Ontology annotation, cellular component: nucleus. Gene Ontology annotation, biological process: regulation of exit from mitosis. NCBI's taxonomy places the organism in Eukaryota, Metazoa, Chordata, Actinopteri, Centropomidae. The transcript is spliced from 3 exons.